Astyanax mexicanus (Mexican tetra) is the source of this 2067-nucleotide messenger RNA. RefSeq names its product zinc finger protein 622 (gene znf622). Gene Ontology annotation, molecular function: nucleic acid binding; zinc ion binding. The transcript has 7 exons. The record is from RefSeq and is a predicted model, not a curated record. Gene Ontology annotation, biological process: ribosomal large subunit biogenesis. Gene Ontology annotation, cellular component: preribosome, large subunit precursor. Bases 118 to 1506 code for a protein of 462 amino acids. NCBI's taxonomy places the organism in Eukaryota, Metazoa, Chordata, Actinopteri, Characiformes, Acestrorhamphidae.
GUUUCUGUCCGGGUUGAGCGCUGUGUCAGCCUCGUGUGAGCUGCUGGAGGUUUACAGAGGCUGGAGCUGAGGAUAUUUACACACAGUGGAGGAGCUGAACAGCGUUUAUAAACAGGAAUGUCUGCCUACACCUGUAUCAGCUGCCGUGUGCAGUUUGUGGAUGGCGAGGUGCAGCGGGCGCACUACAAGACCGACUGGCACCGCUACAACCUGAAGCGCAAAGUGGCCGACAUGCCCCCGGUCACGGCCGAGAACUUCCAGGAGCGAGUGCUGGCUCAGCGGGCGGCGGCCGAGCAGCAGCAGCAGAACCUGACCAGCUUCUCCACCUGCAGCACCUGCAACAAGAAGUUCUCCACCACCAACGCCUACACCAACCACCUGCAGUCCAACAAACACCUGCAGGCCGAGAGGAAGGCCCUGGCAGCCGCCCAGGAGAAGGUGCAGCGAAUGAACGAGAAGAACCUGGAGAAAGGGGCGGAGCUCGACAAGGAUGCACAGAACGAAGCUUUGCAGCAAGUGCUGAGGGAGCAGCAGAGACACACCCCCUCCAAAGCCACGCCCUCAGAGGGGCGGGACAGACAACGGCCUGCCAAAGCGCCUCGGCUGCAGUGGUUUGAGAAACAGGCCAAGAAGAUUGCAGAGGAAGAGGGAGAGGAAGGAGAGGAGGAGGAAGAAGAGUGGGAGGAUGUUGACGGCGAGGAUGCUGAUGCAUUUGAAGAUGACGGCGAUGAUGAGGACAUGGAGGCCGAUGAAGAGGAGCAGAUGGAGGAGGACGGAAAAGCUACAACAGCAGCCGCUCCAGGGACCAUUUCAGUAACGGACUGUCUGUUCUGCUCUCACCACUCACGAUCUCUGAGCAAGAACAUGGCUCACAUGACCAGCACACACAGCUUCUUCAUCCCUGACAUAGAAUACCUGGUAGAUCUGAGAGGACUCAUCGCAUAUCUGGGAGAGAAGGUUGGAUUUGGGAAGGUGUGUUUAUGGUGUAAUGAAAAAGGCAAGUCGUUCUACAGCACAGAGGCAGUUCAGGCACACAUGACGGACAAGAGCCACUGCAAACUCUUCACUGACGGAGACGCAGCGCUGGAGUUCGCCGACUUCUACGAUUUCAGGAGCAGCUACCCGGACGCUAAAGAGGGAGGAGAUGUGGAGAUGAAGGACGGAGAGUUGCCUGAUGAGAAGACAGUGGAGGUUGAUGAUGAAACACUAGAGCUCACGCUGCCUUCAGGAGCGAAGGUGGGCCAUCGCUCACUGAUGAUUUACUACAAGCAGCGCUUCGGGGCACCGAAGGCCGUGGCUCUGGCCCACAACCAGCGGGCGGUGGGGCGUGUCCUGAAACAGUACCGGGCCCUGGGCUGGGGAGGAGAAACAGGUAAAGGCUUCGUCAAUCAGCAGCAGAAGGACAUGCAGUACGUUCAGAGGAUGAAGUCGAAGUGGAUGCUGAAGAUGAGCAUGAGCAACAACGCCACCAAGCAGGCCCACUUCAGAGCCCAAGUCAUGUUCUAAACACCUUCCAGAUCAUUCACCUUCAGUACAAUCCAGAAACUCGACUCCAAUACUACAUAAUGGGGUUUUUCUGCUCUGAGACUGUAAAUGACAUCCUGACCUUCUACAUCAGAAUCUACAUUAAGAACAGCAGGAGGUGGACGUCCUACUGCAACAGAUCUACCCAGGAUUACGGAUGUUAAGCUGCUUUGAUUAAAGGGAGGGCAUGAAAUCAAUAAUAAUAAAAAAAAAAAUCUGUGUCGUAAUAAUAACGUACUUAUUCAUAAAGUACAACAUGUAUAAUCUUAGAGAUUUUCAAGAUUUCCAGAUUGAGAAAUGUUGUCAUUAGAAAUCUGCUUCUGUUUGAGAAGACCACUUGAUCAAGGCUAUUAACCCAAUCAAUGAGAAGAUUAAAACCUGUUCUGAUUCUGAGAUUUUUCUAAAAAAAAAAAUCUGAACAUUUCUAAUGUAAUGGUGGUGAAUAGGAGGCUUGUUUGAUAACCACACUCUCUGUAUCUAAUAAUGUUGUAAAUCUUUGCUCAGAAUAUCUUUAUCUAAUAAAAUAAAUAUUUGGUCAAUUGA